AUGGAUAAAGGAAAAAAAAAGAUGAACAAUAUUUCCAAUACGGGACGAUACUCUGCUAAGUGGGAUGACCAAGCACAUCUACAAUUUAUAGAGCUGGUAAAACAAGAGAUUCAAAAAGGAAAUAGGCCAGGAUCAUUUAUAAAUAAGGAUGGAUGGAGAAAUUUGGUCAAGAGUUUUAAUGAACUAUCAAGAAAAUGUUAUGACAACAAACAAUUAAAAAAUCAUUGGGAUUCUAGGAAAAAAGAAUUGACACUUUUUAAGCAAAUGAUGCGAGGAGAGUCAGCAACUGGGGAAAAAGCACGAGCUCCAUGUCAAUACGAAGAUCCAACCCAACUUUCGAGUACUGAUAAAGAGGAUGAUAUGGAUAAAAGAAAAAAAAAGAUGAACAAUAUUUCCAAUAAGGGGCGAUACUCUGCUAAGUGGGAUGACCAAGCACAUCUACAAUUUAUAGAGCUGGUAAAACAAGAGAUUCAGAAGGGAAAUAGGCCAGGAUCAUUUAUAAAUAAGGAUGGAUGGAAAAAUUUGGUCAAGAGUUUUAAUGAACUAUCAGGAAAAUGUUAUGACAACAAAUAAUUAAAAAAUCAUUGGGAUUCUAGGAAAAAAGAAUUGACACUUUUUAAGCAAAUGAUGCGAGGAGAGUCAGGUUUGGGGUGGGACGAAAGAAAUAAGACUAUUGCGGCAGAUCACGAUUGGUGGGAACAAAAAAUAAAGGAAAAUGAAAAUUUUCGAAAAUUCAAGAACAAAGAUCUGUCCAUCAUAUGGUUUCGCUAUGAUGGCUUGUUCUCUGAUAUUGCAGCAACUGGGGAAAGAGCACGAGCUUCAUGUCAAUACGAAGAUCCAACCCAACUUUCGAGUACUGAUAAAGAGGAUGAUGCAAUUGACAACACUCAAGAAAUACAUGAUUAUGGAGAGUCAUUCGCUAGGGAGAAUACUCCCAAUUAUGUCAGAAUUGGUGACGAUUUGUUUCUAGAACCAAGCUGGCAACGAGAGACAACCCCGAGUGCUAAAAGGGUUAGGAAGGAAAAGAUGUCCAGUGCCGCUAUGUUGAGAACAAAUAUUGAAGAAUUGAUGCAAUUAUAUUCGAAUAGCACAAAUACUUCACACUCAAAUGCAGGACCAGAUGCAUAGAGUAUUAAAAAAUGCAUGACUGUAUUGAAGAGUCUCCACAUCUUGGUUGGGAGUAGGCUGUGGAAUUUUGCUUGCACUCUUUUUGCCAAGCUAGCAAAUCGAACUGUCUUCAUUAAUCAACCAGAUGAUGAGGCCAGAAUGUCUUGGUUGGACUAUCUCUAUCAGAGGGAUAAGGAACAUUGACCUCCAUUAUGAAAAUGUUUUUUAAUAUGUUUGAACUAAUUUGGGUUAUGUUUGAAUGCUACUAAUUUGGGUUAUGUUUGAAUGCUACUAAUUUGGGUUAUGUCUAAGACUCUUGUUCCAA
Molecule: messenger RNA, 1432 nt
Organism: Diospyros lotus (date-plum)
Lineage: Eukaryota; Viridiplantae; Streptophyta; Magnoliopsida; Ericales; Ebenaceae
Product: L10-interacting MYB domain-containing protein-like
Exons: 4
Coding region: 1-573 (190 amino acids)
Source: RefSeq, a predicted model, not a curated record